This is a messenger RNA of Cicer arietinum (chickpea), 669 nucleotides long. Lineage: Eukaryota; Viridiplantae; Streptophyta; Magnoliopsida; Fabales; Fabaceae. The record is from RefSeq and is a predicted model, not a curated record.
AUGGGAUAUCCGAUGAAGGGGAGUAAACCUUACCAAUACAUGGAACACUAUCCCUCACUGAAAACAAUUGCUGAAACGUUUGAUAUCCCUAUAAAGGAAAUAGAAGACAAUAGAACCAACAAAGAUAAUUUGAUUGGAUUUCCAAUAAAAUAUCUUGAGGAGAAAGCAAUAAACUUAGCAAGAGAUGGAAAAUGGGACACCUUCAUGGAUGUGCUGGCCUUAAUUAUAUAUGGAAUUGUUUUAUUUCCAACUAUUAAGGAUUUUGUGGAUUUCAUGGCGAUAGACGUCUUUUUGGCUUACAAGCAUAGAGGGGAGAAUCCAGUACCGGCAGUUUUGGCUGACGUUUACUGCACGCUCGACUUCCGUCAUGAGAAAGAGGGGGGCCUAAUCCAUUGUUGCUCGCCAAUACUCUAUUUUUGGUUUGUCAAACAUAUUUUUCAAGACAUGCAUCAAUUAAAAACCAAGAGCAAAAAGGAAUGGGCCAACGUUCUAGCAAAUCUCAACGAAAGAACGAUUCAAUGGUACUCCCGGAGUCAAGAUAUAAAUGAAGUGAUUUGUAGAUGCGGUGUUUUCGUAGAUGUUCCCCUCAUGGGAACCAAAGGGUGUAUAAAUUAUAGUCCCUAUGUUGCAUUGAGACAAUUGGGUUAUCCUAUGAAAAAACCCCAAUAA